Molecule: messenger RNA, 758 nt
Organism: Sesamum indicum (sesame)
Lineage: Eukaryota; Viridiplantae; Streptophyta; Magnoliopsida; Lamiales; Pedaliaceae
Product: sec-independent protein translocase protein TATA, chloroplastic
Biological process (GO): protein transport by the Tat complex
Cellular component (GO): membrane
Source: RefSeq, a predicted model, not a curated record
AUUCAUGUACUGUAUAUCCAUUCAAGACACAGACCCAAAAAAUAUCCAAGUACUCCACCCACCCACCACCAAUCGAUCAUACUUCUUGACCUACCUUCCAUUCCAUAUCAAAGCUCUCUACAGCAAGCAAAUAUCUUAGAAGAGGAGCUGAAUCAAUGGCAGCCAUCUCAUCUGCUGCACUUACAGCGUGCAACAAUCCAAACCCAUCACCAAGAUUCACCUCUCUAUCUUCUUCCAGCUCAGUUUUCUUCAGCUACAAUGUGUGUAACCGGGCAGGCCUUGUGCUUUAUGCGGAUCGGCCCAGGACAGCCAAGAAGAGAGGGCUUUCCUGCAACUGCCUUUUCGGGCUUGGAGUCCCCGAGCUCGUAGUUAUUGCGGGCGUGACGGCGCUCGUAUUCGGCCCGAAGAAAUUGCCCGAAGUGGGUCGAAGCAUUGGGAAGACGGUCAAGAGCUUCCAACAGGCGGCUAAAGAAUUUGAGUCAGAACUGAAAAAGGAAGGGGAGUCUUCUGCUGAGCCAUCCAGUGAGAAAAUUACAACAGCCAGUGAAGAAGAGAAGCAAGAGGACAAGGUCCCAGCAUGAAGGAGAGUUCUUAUACUUAAGCCUAGUAAUUUGGUGUAGGAAACUUGUACUACUGCACACUUAAGAUACAUACUAUCGGAUCUCUGAGCAUUCUGAUCAAUAAGACUUGUAUGUUCCUAUUGCAACAGCAGAUGAUGAGAAAGGUUUAAGUUAUCUGGGAGUUUUCUUGUGGAUUCA